Messenger RNA from Drosophila biarmipes, 1053 nucleotides. Its product is annotated as brachyurin. The coding region runs from base 1 to 807 and encodes 268 amino acids. The transcript has a single exon. Lineage: Eukaryota; Metazoa; Arthropoda; Insecta; Diptera; Drosophilidae. Gene Ontology annotation, biological process: proteolysis. The record is from RefSeq and is a predicted model, not a curated record. Gene Ontology annotation, molecular function: serine-type endopeptidase activity.
AUGAUGAUGCUCUUUCUCUGUGUCCUGUUGGCAGCCUCCUGCUCAGCUGCUCCCUCCCUCUCCGAGGUUGACCCCUUUAUCACCAAUGGAGAGCUGGCGGAGGUAGGUCAGUUCCCCUACCAGGCGGGGCUGAACGUCUCCUACGGCAAUUCGAGCACCUGGUGCGGCGGCACCCUGAUCUCCCACUACUGGAUAGUGACAGCGGCCCACUGCAUGGAUGGAGCCCAGUCCGUGACGGUCUACUUGGGCGCCAUCAACAUCCACGACGAGGCCGAGGAGGGCCAGAAGAGGAUCGUGGUCCAGAAGUCGGGCAUUAUAGUGCACACCAACUACACGGCCAGCACGGUGGUCAACGACAUCUCGCUCAUCCGCCUGCCCAGCUUUGUGACUUUCACGGAUCGCAUAAGGGCCGCCAACUUGCCGCGUCGUUUGAACGGCAAGUUUCCCACCUACGAAUCCGUGCGAGCCUUUGCCUCCGGCUGGGGACGCGACAGCGAUGCCUCCGAAGUGGUCUCGCCCGUGCUGCGGUACGUGGAGAUGCCCGUGAUGCCGUACGCCCUGUGCCGCAUGUACUGGAGCGGUGCUGUCUCGGAGAACAUGAUCUGCAUGAGCACCACCAGCGGCAAGUCCACCUGCCACGGCGAUUCCGGCGGGCCGCUGGUCUACAAGCAGGGCAACUCCAGCUACCUCAUCGGCUCCACCUCCUUUGGCACCUCCAUGGGCUGCCAGGUGGGAUUUCCGGCCGUGUUCACGCGCAUCAGCAGCUACUUGGAGUGGAUCCUCAAGCACGUCAUCGCUCAUGCCUGAAGUUCACAUUUCAAUAUUAUCGAUAGAGAACAAAGCUACAAACAUAUAAACAUAUUUUCGAUAUCAAGGAACCAUAUUUUUUAAAUUUGUAGACUUAAUAGAACUUUCUAAAAUCGAUGUUUAAACUGCCCCUCUUUAAAGAAGUAGGUGGCAAUACUCUUAUGUAAACUCUUUUGACGUUGAGUUAAAUAUAUAUAUUUUUUUGUAACAUAACAAAUAAAUGUAUUUAACCGUCGAUCAUCCAUA